AUGGGCGACCCUAGCCCCGAGCUCGGCCCGCAGCUCGGCCCUCCGCUCAGCCCGCAGCGCUGCCCCGCGGCCGCCACGGAGCGCGAGGUGCUGCUGGCGGUGCAGCGGGCGCUGUCGGAGGAGCAGUUCCAGACCUUCAAGUACUUCCUGGAGGAGCGGCUGCCCUUAUCGCGGCUGCAGCCGGCCACGCGGCCCGAGCUGUGCGCGAUGCUGCUGCAGCAUUUCCCGGGCCGGGCGCUGCACGUGGUCGCCGCGAUCCUGCGCCUCCUGCCGCGCCGCGACCUCAUCGCGCGGUACCGCCUGCCUGGCGAGGACGCGGCCGCCGCCGUUCCCGGAGAGGUUGCCGGGAGCGGCUCUCGGGAAGCAGGCGAUCCUCGGGAUGUCGCCGGCGGCUCUCCGGACGUCGCCGCGGACCCGGCGGGAUGCGGCGGCGACCGGCUUUUGUCGGAGCGGGACCUGCUGCGGGUCGCGCAGCUGCUGGGCCACGAGUGGCAGGAGGUGGGCGUGCUGUGCCUGGGGCUGCGGCGCUGCCUCCUGGAGCAGAUCCGCGAGAACAACCCGCACCGCACCGCGCUGUGCGGCUUCGAGAUGCUGCGCGAGUGGCGGCGGAGGGAGGGCGCUGCGGCCACGGCCCCCCGCCUGCGCGAGUGCCUGCGCCCGGCGCGGCUCGACCCCGAGGUGUUCGCUCUGCUGCAGCAGCUGUAG
This is a messenger RNA of Lagopus leucura (white-tailed ptarmigan), 705 nucleotides long. RefSeq lists its product as uncharacterized. The transcript has 3 exons. Gene Ontology annotation, molecular function: protein binding. Lineage: Eukaryota; Metazoa; Chordata; Aves; Galliformes; Phasianidae. Gene Ontology annotation, biological process: signal transduction. Bases 1 to 705 code for a protein of 234 amino acids. The record is from RefSeq and is a predicted model, not a curated record.